This is a messenger RNA of Drosophila biarmipes, 853 nucleotides long. RefSeq names its product histidine-rich glycoprotein. The record is from RefSeq and is a predicted model, not a curated record. The transcript has 2 exons. Lineage: Eukaryota; Metazoa; Arthropoda; Insecta; Diptera; Drosophilidae. The coding region runs from base 72 to 761 and encodes 229 amino acids.
AGGUUUCUCUGGAUUGGCAUCAGUUGGCUGACGAGUAACAAGGCAAAUUCUUAUAGUUAGGCGAAGCAAAUAUGGCCCUACGAUUUGUUUUUGUGGCCAGUGCCUGGUUAGUCCUUGCUCAGGGAUCCUUUCUCCACGGAUCUCUGAAUGAAGCCCACCAAGCGGACAUUGUUGGUGCUGAAGCGGAAGUUCCCCAGGAAGGAUAUUUGCCCGCUGAGGAUGCUGUAGUGCCCCAUUCCCUGCAUCAUGAGUCAGCCGAGAUAGGUCACCAUCAUCAUGGAGGACACGACUUUCAGUCUCAAUCUCAUCAUCACGAGCAUGGACCCCAUCAUCACCUGGAGUCGCAUCAUCACCUUUCAGAGUCCCAUCAUCAUCAUCGCUUGUCCGAAUCGCACCAUCUCAUCCACGGCUCUCCGCAUCACCAUCAUCACCUGGAGGCCACACAUCACGGAGGCCAUCGCCACUAUCAUUUAGAGGCCCCACAUCACGCAGUUCAUCACCACCAUCAUCUGGAGGUCCCUCAUCACGGAGUUCACUAUGUGCAUCAUCAUCGCAAUUGCCAUGCGACCAUCCACUGCCCCCGCUACCAUAGUCCAACUUAUGCCACCGAUGGUCACCUCUGCUAUAAGGUUGAGAACUCCUGCGAAUUGGCCAUUUUGAACUGCCUGCGUCGCAAUGAACUGAAGCCACUUUUGAGACACAUCAGUGGUCACGAAUGCCAUCAUCUGCCCAGCGCUCACAGAUCCCACAGAGCCCAUUAAUCUGUAUUGAAAAUUACUGAAUCCCUGCCGAUUUACCCAAUUAUUUUUUGUUUAACUACUUACCCCCAAUAAAUAAAUAUCUCUUAAAAGUA